AUGUUCGGCAAUUGGGCCCCAUGGAGCUCGAUGCCUCGCAGGUGCGACGCUUCCGUGUGCAGUGAGCAGCUCUUGCGCCUGGGGGAGCUCCUCGGUCUGCUGCGCGCUGGCUGGGAACCCUCGGCCGCGGGCUGCCCGGGCAUGCCGCGCUCCCCAGGGGGUGCCGCUGCGAUCCCGCGCGCGCCGACUGGUGGCCCGAUCGUGGUCAGCGAGGCUGCCCCGUGCGCGCCGGCCCCAGGGCACGGCCGCUCACUGGGGCAAGUACGCCUGGCGCUGCAAGAAGCAGUGCGGGGCGGCACUUUGCUCGGACACGUGUCCGCGCUUGGCGAUGCCACGCUGCACGUUGCCAGGUCUCCGGACAACCUGCGUGCAAAGUGCGGGUUCGUUCUCCCGGUCGGCGCCCAGCGCGUCGUCCGUCUGUCGGAUGCGACCCGCUUCGGCUAUUCCGUGUGCGGCCGCGCGUGCUUCGGGAUUCGAUGCACAGUCGCGUCAUUCUUGGCUUCACAAUAA
Prorocentrum cordatum is the source of this 510-nucleotide messenger RNA. NCBI's taxonomy places the organism in Eukaryota, Dinophyceae, Prorocentrales, Prorocentraceae. The record is from the annotation of a GenBank genome assembly.